Molecule: messenger RNA, 909 nt
Organism: Capronia coronata CBS 617.96
Lineage: Eukaryota; Fungi; Ascomycota; Eurotiomycetes; Chaetothyriales; Herpotrichiellaceae
Exons: 2
Coding region: 1-909 (302 amino acids)
Source: RefSeq, a predicted model, not a curated record
AUGGGCUGGUCAUCGCCGGAUGGCUGGGCCACCAGGCUGUUCUCCGGUGAUCCUCUUGUGAUCCUACUUGCUUUCCUGGUGGUGCUUGCGCUUCCAUCACUCGUGCAUCUCUACUUCUACUCACAGACGGCACGUACAAAAGUCGUACCAACCUUCUUACUUCUGGGUCCUAGCGGAGCAGGCAAGACUGCACUCCUAACCCUAUUGCAAAAGCGGUCCUCCGAUCAAGAAAACGCAGACGCUUCUUCGACUCGAACAUCGCAAGUACCAUGGCGCGCCAGCUUACUCCUCCCUUCCUCGAUACCUCUGGGAUCGAACAAAUAUCGCUCCGACAAUGAUGUCUCCCUGAAGGACAAGCAUCCUACUCGUUAUGUCAUGAUAGACACCCCUGGUCAUGGCAAGUUGAGGGACGACCAAGCACUAUCGCAACUCCAAAACCCAGUCCUUCGCGGAGUGCUUUUUGUGGUUGACGCCAGCGUUCUCGACUCAAGCGAGUCCUCCUCUUCGCGCGAUAUUGCGGCCUACCUUCAUGACACGCUACUUGUGCUGCAGAAGCGGAAGACCGGCAAGGCCUCAAGCAAGACGAAGGCAAAUAUACCAGUGCUCGUUGCCGCAAACAAACAAGAUCUGUUUACGGCUCUGCCGCCCGGGGCUGUAAAGGAACGACUUCAGACAGAGAUCGAAAGAGUGAGGACUUCAAGAAGUAAAGGCCUUGCUGCCGUAGGUCAGGAGCCGGACGCAGAUGCCGAAGAAGAGGUUCUUGGAGGUGGCGGAGAAGACAAGUUCACCUUCAAGUUGAUGGAAGAUGAAUACGGUAUCAGCGUUGAUGUGGUCGGUGGAGCGGUGAAAGGAGAGGAAGCAGGGAAAGGAGUAAGACGAUGGGAAGAAUGGAUAGGUGGAUGUCUAUGA